AUGGCGAGAUCGCGGGCUUCUAGCAGGCGGCUGCUUCUGGCGCUGUGCUUGGGCGCCGCGCUCGUGGCGACUGUGGCCGCGGGAGGCUACGGAGGCGGAGGGCACGGGGGCGGCGGGGGCGGAGGACACGGCGGCUACGGAGGCGGCGGCCACGGAGGUGGUGGUGGCGGCCAUGGAGGCGGUGGCGGUGGUCACGGGGGUGGCGGAGGUGGCCACGGAGGCGGCGGCGGUCACGGAAGCGGCGGCGGCGGUCACGGAGGCUACGGAGGCGGCGGUCACGGAGGCGGCGGCGGCGAUCACGGAGGUUAUGGAGGCGGUGGUCACGGAGGCGGUGGUGGUGGACACGGAGGCGGUGGUGGUGGACACGGCGGUGGUGGACAUGGAGGCUACGGAGGCGGUGGUCACGGAGGCGGUGGUGGUGGACACGGAGGUCACGGAGGCGGUGGUGGUGGACACGGAGGUCACGGAGGCGGCGGCGGCGGCCAUGGAGGCGGCGGCGGUGGUGGUCAUGGUGGUCACUAUGGCCGCUAAGUAUCACUCUUCCUCUCUACUAAGCCAUCUCUUACUUUCGGACAUUAAAAAUUCCCACUUCUGUACUG
Molecule: messenger RNA, 599 nt
Organism: Schistocerca serialis cubense
Lineage: Eukaryota; Metazoa; Arthropoda; Insecta; Orthoptera; Acrididae
Exons: 1
Coding region: 1-531 (176 amino acids)
Source: RefSeq, a predicted model, not a curated record